AGGUUACAAAUACAGCCCCUGAAAACACCUGUUCACACAGACAUUAUCUGGACACACACCGUUAUCUGUACUAGAACAUCUGAACACUUACAGGAGACAGAAUGAGUCCCAAACACAUCAUCUACAAGAAACUCUCCCGAGACAAAUCUGUUGGCGUUUACAUGGGCAAACGGGAUUUUGUGGACCACUGUGACUUUGUAGAUCCUGUUGAUGGUGUUGUAUUGAUCGACCCAGAGCAGGUGAAAGGAAAGAAAGUGUACAUCAUGUUGUCGUGCACGUUUCGUUACGGUCGGGAUGAUAUGGAUGUGUUGGGAAUGGCAUUCCGGAAGGACAUCUUCCUGUGCACCCGGCAGGUGUAUCCUCCUCUCCAGGAUAAAGAGCGCAGCAUACACACCAAGAUCCAGGAGAAAAUCCUGCGGAAGCUUGGAGACAACGCAUAUCCGUUCUUCUUUGAGUUUCCAGAUAAUCUUCCGUGUUCUGUAGCUCUGCAGCCAGCGCCAACAGAUGAAGGAAAGCACUGUGCAGUGGAGUUUGAGGUGAAGGCCUUCUGCGCAGAAAAUCAGGAUGAAAAAGCUCAGAAGAGGAGUUCAGUGCGGCUGGCCAUCAGAAAGGUCCAGUACGCUCCAGAUAAAGGCGGAGCGGCUCCAUCAGGCGAGACCACCUGUGAAUUUGUCAUGUCUGAUAAACCACUGCAUAUGCGUGUCAGUCUGGAGAAAGAGACGUAUUACCAUGGAGAACCAAUCAACAUCAGUGUGGACAUUGACAACAGUUCCAACAGGAAUGUGAAUGACAUCUCAGUCUCCGUGGAGCAGAUUACUAAUGUUGUGCUUUACUCAAAUGACAAAUACGUCAAAACUGUGGCUUAUGAGGAAACUACAGACACUGUGCCGUCUGGUACCAGUCUGAAGAAGAUUUACACACUCAGUCCUCUGCUGAACAAUGAUAACCGUGACAGACAUGGUCUCGCUCUGGACGGAAAACUCAAACAUGAGGACACUAAUCUGGCCUCCUCCAGCAUUGUAAAGGAUGAAGUUCUGAAGGAGAUUCUGGGCAUGUUGGUGGCUUAUAGAGUGGUGAUAAAGUGUAAUGCAGUGGGUAUGGUUGGAUCCAGUGAGGUUGCUGUGGAGGUCCCAUUUAAACUUAUGCAUCCCAAACCUGAUCCAGAGAGGUAAGCCCCAAUCAUGCCA
This is a messenger RNA of Myxocyprinus asiaticus (Chinese sucker), 1187 nucleotides long. RefSeq names its product S-arrestin-like. The transcript has 15 exons. Bases 102 to 1172 code for a protein of 356 amino acids. NCBI's taxonomy places the organism in Eukaryota, Metazoa, Chordata, Actinopteri, Cypriniformes, Catostomidae. Gene Ontology annotation, molecular function: G protein-coupled receptor binding. The record is from RefSeq and is a predicted model, not a curated record. Gene Ontology annotation, cellular component: photoreceptor inner segment; photoreceptor outer segment. Gene Ontology annotation, biological process: signal transduction; G protein-coupled receptor internalization.